CCAAAAUCACUCAACACAUUCGAGAAAAAUAAAAAAGAGAGAGAAGAUGAAGAUGAUCCAUAUGACGACGAUGCAAUACGCUUUCUCGAUUCUCCUGGUUUUUUCCAUCUCCAUGGCUUCUUGCUCCAUGAUUCCAUCGCUUGGAGGUCCACAAAUCGGACUCAACUACGGACAAUACAGCUCCAAUCUUGAAGAUAGUCCAGUGAUCGGAAUCAACUAUGGUCGUUACGGGUCAAACCUUCCUCAACCAGAAGCAAUACCAUCGCUAGUCAACUCUCUCUCCAUCAAACAUGUCAAAACCUUUGACUUGGAUCCAAGAAUCACCAAAUCUUUCGCCAACACUGGAAUCACUCUCUCCCUCUGUAUCCCCAACGACAAGAUCCCAUCUCUAGCCACCAAUCUCUCCGAAGCUGAAUCAAUCAUCAGAAAUUUCAUCUUACCUUACCACAAGAACACAAUCAUCACAACGAUCUCCAUCGGAAACGAAGUCUCCUUACUCCCGCAAUUCUCCAGCCACUUAGUCUCAGCUAUGGUCAAUGUUCACAAAGCAAUCAAGAGAUACAGAUUACACAAGAAGAUCAAAGUGUCCACAACACAUUCCCUCGCGAUUCUUUCCAGAAGAUUCCCUCCUUCGACUGCGAUUUUCCAUCAAUCGAUCGGUGAUUCGGUUUUGAAACCACUCAUAAGGUUUCUACAAAGAACAAAUUCACCUCUCAUGGUGAAUGUUUACCCAUACCUCGCUUAUAAACAAUCAUUCCCUUCGAUUCCUCUGGAUUUUGCUCUGUUUCAGCCGAUGAAUAGCCCCAAACGACGGAGAUACAUAGAUCCGUACACUGGAGUUGCAUACACCAAUCUGUUCGACAUAAUGUUGGAUUCUGUUGAUUCCGCCGUGAAAUCCUUAGGGUUACCUAAAAUUCCGGUGGUCGUAUCGGAGAUUGGGUGGCCAUCGAGUGGAGAUCCAGGUGAAACAGCUGCUAAUUUGGAGAACGCUAGGGUUUUUAACCAACGGCUCGUUGAGCAUCUGAGAAGAAGAUGGAAUAAAGUUCCUGUGUAUAUCUUUGCUCUGUUCGAUGAAGAUCAGAAAACUGGAGCCGCCGUGGAGAAACACUGGGGAUUGCUUUACGGUAACGGAUCGAGGAAGUAUGAUCUGAAUUUUUCGCCGUCGAUUUGAAGUUUGAACGGCGCAAGGUCGAAGAAGAUUUAGGAGAUGGUGGGUAAAUUGGUCAUUUUCGUAUAUGGGCUUUUGUUUUGUUAUGGGCCUAUUUUUGUUAUUAGCCCAUGCCAGUAUUACAUCAUGUUAAUCCACCGGGCUUACUUGUAAAUAAUUACAAAAUACAUAA
Messenger RNA from Arabidopsis arenosa, 1340 nucleotides. NCBI's taxonomy places the organism in Eukaryota, Viridiplantae, Streptophyta, Magnoliopsida, Brassicales, Brassicaceae. The record is from the annotation of a GenBank genome assembly.